This is a messenger RNA of Crotalus tigris (Tiger rattlesnake), 2498 nucleotides long. It is a transcript of the gene DAPK3, whose product is annotated as death associated protein kinase 3. Lineage: Eukaryota; Metazoa; Chordata; Lepidosauria; Squamata; Viperidae. Gene Ontology annotation, biological process: positive regulation of apoptotic process; intracellular signal transduction; protein phosphorylation. Gene Ontology annotation, molecular function: ATP binding; protein serine/threonine kinase activity. The record is from RefSeq and is a predicted model, not a curated record. The transcript is spliced from 9 exons. The coding region runs from base 186 to 1556 and encodes 456 amino acids. Gene Ontology annotation, cellular component: cytoplasm; nucleus.
CGGGGCGGAAGGCUCGCUCUGCUGGAAUGCGAGGCGCGGCGGCGAGUGGGGCUCUCGCGAACGCGCCUCCUUCUCCCCCCCCCCCCUCUCCAGGCGCGCCUCCGUCUGCCAGGUUUUGGUAUCUCCUGGACUGCAGGAACUCCAGAAAUUGAGGCGGGGGAGGCAGGUCUUCUCUUCAAGCGAGAAUGUCUACUUUCCGCCAAGAAAGGGUUGAAGACCACUAUGACAUGGAGGACGAGCUGGGCAGCGGCCAGUUUGCAAUCGUGCGGAAGUGCCGCGAGAAGAAAACGGGCCUGGAAUACGCGGCCAAAUUUAUCAAGAAACGGCGCCUGUCCUCCAGCCGCCGAGGGGUGAGCCGGGAGGAGAUUCAGCGGGAAGUCAACAUCCUGCGUGAGAUUCAGCACCCUAAUAUCAUCACCCUCCACGACAUUUUUGAGAACAAGACGGACGUGGUGCUGAUUCUGGAACUGGUCUCCGGUGGGGAGCUGUUUGAUUUCCUGGCCGAGAAGGAAUCCCUGACGGAGGAAGAGGCCACCCAGUUCCUGAAACAGAUCCUGGAUGGGGUCCACUAUCUCCACUCCAAACACAUUGCCCAUUUCGACCUCAAGCCUGAAAACAUUAUGCUCCUGGACAAGAAUGUCCCCAGUCCCCGAAUCAAGCUGAUUGAUUUUGGCAUCGCUCACAAGAUUGAGACGGGAAAUGAAUUUAAAAACAUCUUUGGCACGCCAGAAUUUGUAGCUCCAGAAAUAGUGAAUUAUGAACCUUUGGGCCUUGAGGCCGAUAUGUGGAGCAUCGGAGUCAUCACUUACAUCCUGCUGAGCGGUGCCUCCCCCUUCUUGGGGGAAACGAAGCAGGAGACCCUGACCAACAUUUCGGCGGUGAAUUACGACUUUGACGAGGAAUACUUCAGCAACACCAGCGAACUGGCCAAGGAUUUCAUUCGGAGACUGCUGGUCAAGGACCCCACGAAACGGAUGACAAUUGAGCAAAGCUUGGAGCACCCGUGGAUCAAGGUGAUCAAGAGGCGGAACGUACGCAACGAAGACAACGGCAAGAAGCCAGAGCGACGGCGCCUGAAGACCACGCGGCUGAAGGAAUACACCAUCAAGUCUCACUCCAGCAUGCCGCCCAAUAACACCUACAUCAACUUUGAGCGCUUCUCCAAGGUCAUGGAGGAGGUGGCGGUGGCCGAGGAGAGCCUGCGCGAGCUGCAGCAGAGCAAGAGGUCUUUCCGGGAGGACAUUGAGGCCCUGCGGUCCAUUUAUGAGGAGAAGGAGUUGUGGUACAAGGAGGAGAACGAGGCCAUCAGCCAGGAUCUCCGUCAGAUCCAGCAGGAGAUGCAGAAGACGGAGGCCCUGAAGCGGCGAGCUCAGGAAGAAGCCAAGAGCACCUCCUUGGCAGCCAACCGCCUGAAGCGACAUCUCAGGAAGCUGGAGAACCGCUACGAGGCCCUAGCCAAGCAGAUGGCUUCCGAGAUGAAGUUCGUCCAGGAACUGGUCCGUUCGGUGGAGAUGGAGAAGCUGCAGGGUGGAGAAGAAGACUGUGGAAUUCGCUAAUGGGGUCCCUUUUGGUCAGGUGGGAGAAGGCCAUCUCUUCUUGGGUCAGGUCAACCCAUCUUAGAUCCUCCUACUCACCCUUCCAGGGGGGUCAGAAAAGCCACCCGGCCCUCUUCUCCCCGUUGAAUGCUUUCCAAAAUUCCACGUUCCGUCCCGCAACGCUUCUGCCUGGAACCCCGCAUGGAGGAAGAAUUGGUGCACGGAGACAACUUUGCCAUUCCUUCACCUCAAGAUGGACGGGAUGCUGUGAGACGCAGACCCCGGCAGGGUUCAGCUGAGGGUCUUCCAGACACCCCGAGGACACUCCCUUUUCUUCUCUGGCUGACGCUUUGCCGUUCUUGAGAUUCCAAACUUUGGAAAGAACCCAGAAAUCGUUCCCCCCCGGAGAGAUUUCCAGCUAGAGAGGGUGAGGGAGAAGAUCUAUCCUCAUGGAUUUUGAGUUUGUGCGAACCUGAUCUUCAACCCAAGGGGUGUUGACUCGCUUCUCUAACUCAGCUCCUCUAGGAUGGCCCAACGUUUGUCGAGGAGGAGCCAGGAUUCCUGGGGUCUAGAAGGCAAGCUGGGUAAGGGGGGGGCGGUGUUCUAGAAAAUUCUUAGUUUCCCAAUUUUGCAAGGAUUUUCGGAGGGAGUGUCUCUUCUUGAAUUGUGGCUGCCCAAAGGAACCCCAGAGGGGUGAAGAACGGCAGAGCUUCCUCCAUUAAGCUGCAGAGGCAGAAUUGCCAAGAACCCUUUCGAACAAACUCCGAUUUGUUUAAAACCAGGUUAAGAUUUGACCUUUUGCCGGGAGAGGGGGGAGCGGCAGGCUUUUUCUGCCUGUUGUUUUGGACUUCCGAUGGGUUGCAAGAGACCGUUUCCUUAAGUUUGUGUAUUUUAAUUUCUGUGUUGGGGAACAGGAGGUUUUUCGGUGGUCUGCGAGUAAACGUUUUGUAAAAAAAACAACAA